AUGGACUUGUCAAGAGGGAGGAUCUGUUCAUCACAAUUCACAACCAAGCCGUGGAACUCAGAUCAUGGCCAUGUGCUUGAUGCCUGCAAGGAUAGCUUGAAGAAGCUGCAACUCGAUUAUCUCGAUCUCUAUCUUAUUCACUUCCCAGUAACUACUAGGCAUACAGGAGUUGGCACAACUUCUAGUUCUCUUGGUGAUAAUGACGUGCUAGACAUUGAUUCCACUAUUUCAUUGGAAACAACAUGGCAUGCAAUGGAAGAACUUGUUUCCAUGGGACUGGUGCGCAGCAUUGGAAUCAGGCUUUUUAUCUCUCUUAAAGGGAGCAAUGCAAACUGGUUACAAAUGUAA
This is a messenger RNA of Miscanthus lutarioriparius, 348 nucleotides long. The record is from the annotation of a GenBank genome assembly. Lineage: Eukaryota; Viridiplantae; Streptophyta; Magnoliopsida; Poales; Poaceae.